Molecule: messenger RNA, 2712 nt
Organism: Xiphophorus maculatus (southern platyfish)
Lineage: Eukaryota; Metazoa; Chordata; Actinopteri; Cyprinodontiformes; Poeciliidae
Gene: rp2
Product: RP2, ARL3 GTPase activating protein
Exons: 5
Coding region: 134-1246 (370 amino acids)
Biological process (GO): post-Golgi vesicle-mediated transport
Cellular component (GO): periciliary membrane compartment; cilium
Molecular function (GO): GTPase activator activity
Source: RefSeq, a predicted model, not a curated record
UAAAAAAAAAAAAAGGGAAAAAAAAACCUGUCAACUGUAGCUCACGUAGGUACGGUCGCGCCUCACAUUUCGUCGUGGGUUUCUCUUCCAGGCUGAGGUGACCGUGAUAGCUGGUCGCUGCUGAAAAGGCAACAUGGGAUGCUUCUUCUCGAAGAAAUCCAAAAGAAAGUCGGCGGAGAAGGAGAACCUCACGCCGACAACGACGAGUGCUGAUACUGCAGGUAACUCGGUUCCCCUUGGCAACAACACCGACGAGGCUCCGAAGCAGUACAGCUGGGACAAGAGGGAAAAGGUUGACCCCAAGGAUUACACUCUGACUGGACUCAAAGACGUCACUGUGGGCCGGCUGCCUGGGACGCUGAACGGCAAGCCGUUCGUCAUCCAAGACUGCGAGAACUGCAACAUCUUCGUCUUGGACCACUCGGCGACCAUCAACAUUGACGACUGCGUCAACUGCCGCAUCGUCUUCGGGCCCGUGAAGGGCAGCGUGUUCUUCAGGGACUGCAAAGACAUCAAGUGCGUGGUGGCCUGCCAGCAGUUUCGCGCGAGGGACUGUAAAAAGAUGGACGUGUUCCUGUGCUGCGCCACCCAGCCCAUCAUCGAGUCCUCCACGGGAAUGAAGUUCGGCUGCUUCCAGUACUACUACCCGGAGCUGGCCUUCCACUUCAAGGACGCCGGGCUGAGCAUUUUCAACAACAACUGGAGCAACAUCCACGACUUCACGCCCGUGUCGGGGGAGAACAACUGGAGCCUGCUGCCGGAAGACGCAAAGGUGGCGGACUUCGUGCUGGCGCCCGACCCGGAGUCCGAUUUCAAGUCCGUCCGGAUCUCCACCGAGGCCGCCCGGAGCAUCGUGCCUUUAACGAAGGGAGGCAGGCGGAAAGACAGCGAGGAGUCCUGCCUCUUCGUUUUCUUUGCCGGGGACUACACCACUGCGAAUGCCCGGAAACUGAUCGAUGAGGCCACUUCUAAAGGAUUUGUGCUGAUCCAGACUAAGGAGGUCUCCAUGAAGCCUGAGGAUGCAAAGCGUGUGUUCCAGAACAACGCAGACGACCUUGUGGAGUGGAUCAACAAAGGCCCGGUCACUGCCCUGGAGCUGAACGGUGAUGGAGCAGUGGAAGCAUGCAAGACCAUCGCCAGUGAGGUUUUUAGUGGCACUAAGGUUUUCGUUUCAGACAAUAAAAAUAUGUCAACCCGAGACGUCGACAGCUUCUUCAACUUUGCCGACAUGCAGAUGGGUUUGUAAAUAAGUCGGCCGUCCAAACAAGCUGCCUGAGCUGAUUGAGAUUCCUUUUUACGGGAUGGAAGACGGAAAAAUCUGCAGACUGUUUGAGGUUGCCUUGGAUCGAAUGAGUCAGUUUCCACAAUCACAUGAAAAGGUUGUUCCCUUUUUUUGGUUUUGUUUUGUUCUGUUUUAGUUUUUUAAUGCCGAGGGAAGAAAAGGCUGCAAACCACUCAAAUGUUAGUUCCUAAGAGUGCUGUGAUUAUUUAUGUUUCUGUGAAUGUAUUUUGUAACUCUGCUCUCAUUUUUCGUGAAUGUAGCUGUUUCUAUAAAUGCGCUUUUUUUUUUAUUAUUUAAAAUUUUACUUUUUAUUGAUUUCUAGGAUAAAGGAGAGCAAAUGGGGGGGGGGAACAUGAGUUCAACCAUAUGGUUUCUCUUAGAAUUAUGUGUUUGUGGUUUAAAUACUGGAUUUUUCUCUGUUCAAAAUGUGUAUAUAUGAAAUGUGCUGUAUAGGUGAUGACCAUGUUUUUACUCUUUCUUCUUAGGCCCAAACCAGGUUGUGAAAAGUUGAUUUUAAGUUAUCUGUUUUCGCCAACACAUAAACACAGGAGAGAGGCUGGCUUUUUAAAGUAGGCAACUUGUUUUUUGUUUUUUUUUUACAUAUAUAUAUUUUUUAUAUGCAUUACUGAACCUCUUUUGUAUAGAAAAAAAAAAUCAUCACCUAUAUAUGAAUAUAUAUUUUGUAAAAUGUUAUUUUGUAAGAUGACUGAAAGAAAACUUCAGUUUCUUCUUCACACCUUUAAAAGCUGAACAACGGAAUGUCUAAAGUAAAAUUUGCAUAGUUACUCAGCUUGAUAACACAUGUGAAAAAACAGACGCUGUUCAAAAGGGAAAUGCUCUUCUUCCUCUUUGUGAAUUUAUCUUCUUUUUUUUUGUUCAAAGCCUCCAAAGGUCAAUUUAAAGAGACUGAAAAUGGAAGCACACUAGUUGAUUCACUAUUGUUGAAUAAUUAUUUACUGUUAGUCCUACUAAAUUGGUUUACUCUCUCUUCUGGAUGAUGAGUUUAGUUGGAGUUUUUGCUAGAUGAAAAAAAACAAACAAAUCCUCCGUAAUUCACAUGUAUUCCACUUACAUGAAUCAUAUGUCUCAUUAUAAACCGAUGACCUCGUUUACAGACUUCACUACACCCAGAGCGAUAUAAAGACAACAAAAAAAAGAACGGCAUAUAAAUCAUUACUAUGCCAUACUGUUCCUGUUUUUAUUUUAACCACAUCACUUCUGACUUAUCUGUUUUUACAGUCACUUCCAAGGACACCCAUAAAAACAUGCCAUGUGAAAUUUGUCAAUUUAUUUGUAUCUGUACGUUGAUUUAAAAAAAAAAUUUUCUAGAAAGUGCAUGUCAUUUGUAUUUUGUUUCUGAAUUUUUAAGUGCGUAACUAUGACCUUUAUGAAAUGCCAGAUUCAUAUUAAAGUCCGUAGAUUAAAUGUUA